UAUUCAUAAAAGUUUUGUAAAUUCGAUUAUGGUACAUAAAAAUAACGUUUCGUGAGCACAAUAUGUCGUGGUAAUUUUCACUGGGAAAUUCAGCGAGUUUUUCGACUGUGUGUAUGAUCGAUCACGUUUAGAGAGGUGUUGGCGAAAGCCGGCAGGCUACAGAACAGGUUAUGGUAAUGUUUGUUGCCUAUCUCUGUUCAAGGUUUCCUCUUCCAAGAAAUCAAAAAGGCUCGAAAUUCACAACGCGAUGAUUGUUGUUCGUUGUUCCAUUCCACUCAGAUUUCCUUGAGAAACACAGGUUCCAUUCAUUUACCUGAAAAAAUAAAGUUCUAGUCUAUGUUAACUCCAUAAUUUCCGCCAAUAUCAGCUUCUUCCCACUCAAGAAAACCAGCAUCUCGCGAGGAGAAAGUAUGAAAACGCGCACGUGAAGAAAAUAUUCAAAUUGCAACAAAUACACUUAGUAUUACUCAUUCGCUGUUGCCUCACCUUUGCCGUGAAUCGCUAGUAGGCAGACGGUCACUUAAAUUACAGGUGCUAGGACUAUGUAAGCAAUGACGUAAACAGGGAUUUUGGAAAAGGCAGUUUCCAUAAGGCGCGAUAGUGAUUCCUAUACGAAUAAUAUUUUACACGUUGGUGGUGAAAAUGUGAACCAAAAUGUAGAUUUUCAAAUAGCCAUGGCUUUAGUGAAUUCGUGUUUUUGCUGUGGUGUGCCUAUAGCUGCUGGAUUUUUCACUGUUUACCUUUUGAUCGCCUACCUUAUAGCGUUCGCUUUCGAGCUGCUAUGGAUUCUGGAAUCCAGUUCCAAUCUUCCAGUUGCAGCAAUUCUGCUAUGCGCUGGUUAUUUCACAAUGGCACUGUUUGCGGCCUUGCUUGUACACGGUUUGGCAACGAGAAAUACCCUAUGCCUAGUGGCAUGGAUGUUUGCUGUGACGAUACUUACUUUCCCAGAAGCUGGCUUAGUCUUCUACAUGAGCGUUCAGUAUUGGAAAGUAGAGAGCCUUUACGGUCUCACAGAAUUGAUAUGUUGGUUUGUGAGAAUCGUGGUGAACGUUGUCCAGUUGGUGCUAGUCCAAUCUUUAUAUACGAUGUGGAAAGAUGAGGAACUGGUACAGAAACGACUGAGGGAAUUGAACGUCCAAGGGGUACCAGUGCAAUUGGAGAGGACAGCAACUUUGAACAGUCAAUAUUACCAGAACAAUGCGUAUGCCCAAUCCGUUGAGAGUCUAAAUUCGAUUGGCAUGAAGAGAACAUUAUCCACGUCCCACGUGUGGAAUGGUGCAAAUAUGGCAAAUAACAUCAACGUACCACUAGAAAACUACUAUUUCACAACUCAGAGCGAAUUCAACGCCAGUGUUUUCGUACCUAAUCAUGCAGAACACGAUGAUUCUGUACCUAUCUCCAAAAAGUCCCAAUCCAUGAUGGAUCUUCGUGCUAUAGACGACAACGGUUCCCUGUCAAACUACAGACUAAAUAGGUGGACUCAGUACCCUCCACCAGUUAGGGAAACUAGAUCGGCAGUGCCACCCAAUUAUAAUCUCAGUUUGCGGAGCAAUAUGAAUCGUCAGCAAAGGACCAAAUUGCCCAGGUUUGCAUCCAUGGAUGCCUUGGACAGCACCGAUAAAAACGGCCAUAUCAUAAGGAAUCGCACAGGUUUCUACGCUCAACCCAUUGAAAAUUACGGUGUUCCUAUCUAUUACGGACCGCUUGACGGUCCAGAUUUCUUAAUUUAUAAAAAACAGAUGGACAAAUUGACGAGUAAAAACUCCUUGAGCAACGCUUCGGUCGAUGACGUUCAGAAAUAUAGGGACGUUGCUUUAUAAAAAGUAUAAUCAAAUACCUACAGUACAGUCGCAAUAAGUUAUGUAUAUUCAUAUUUAUGUCUACACUACGAAUUAAUUUGAUGGACCAGAAUCUCCUAUGCGGAAAGUACAUUGUAUGUAAACCCAGAAACUUUCUUCUUGAUCAAUAGUUUGUUUAUCAUUUUCGUAAUCAAAGAUGUUCAACAGGUUCGAAAUAGUGUAUCUACAUAAUAUAUGGAAAAUAAAACAGAUCAGCGAAGCAAAGAACGAUUUUGACUCGGUCAUAAACACAAUGUAAAAAAAAAGAUUUUUUAAAAGGAAAAUCAAAUUCGUAUGUUUAUGAAAAGUAUUAUAUAACUAGUCCAAAAUGCGAGCUCAAUAUAUUAUCAGCUGUUAUUGAAUGUCGCCUAUCUUAUGAAUGGGUUAUCGAUUUGAUCAUGCUGAAGGUCCAACCAUUCUUUGUAAAAAGGAGGUAAAUUCCUCAAUAGGUAUAUUCAUCUAAGUAUGGUGCUAUUUAUAAUAACGAAAAAAAAGUGUUUUUAGUGUAAAUAAUGGUUCAGUUAACCAAUAGCGGAAUAAUGUUAGCUUGUUAAAGUUCCGCUAAUAGGGUAAAGAAAUCUGUGAUAAUGUGAUAGUACCCUCCCAAAUUAACUUUUAGAAUAUCACUUAUAUAACUACUGUUGCAGUAGUGUGAGCUAUUUUCUAUUAGUGACAAUAUUAUUUGAAUAAUAGCUCAUACUACAGAGUGCCAUGUUAUACUGGGAAGUUUAACUCAUGAUAUGUUCUUCAUUGUCUACAUUUGCACUGUAUAUUAUGUGAGAAUAAAUGAUUUUAUUAGUUGAAA
Coccinella septempunctata (seven-spotted ladybird) is the source of this 2643-nucleotide messenger RNA. RefSeq lists its product as uncharacterized. The transcript is spliced from 6 exons. Bases 675 to 1820 code for a protein of 381 amino acids. The record is from RefSeq and is a predicted model, not a curated record. Lineage: Eukaryota; Metazoa; Arthropoda; Insecta; Coleoptera; Coccinellidae.